This is a messenger RNA of Dichotomopilus funicola, 1542 nucleotides long. RefSeq lists its product as uncharacterized. The transcript has 3 exons. Lineage: Eukaryota; Fungi; Ascomycota; Sordariomycetes; Sordariales; Chaetomiaceae. The record is from RefSeq and is a predicted model, not a curated record. Bases 1 to 1542 code for a protein of 513 amino acids.
AUGUCCAGAAGCAGGGUCGAUUUUGACGAGCGGGAUUACAUGCCGCGCCGUUCUCAGCAUCAUGAGGAGGUCGACAUCCGCGUACGCGAGCGUUCGCGCGAGCGCGUGAACGACCGUGUGCCUGCGUUUAUGCGAGAGGAUAACAGGCGGCCCGAGCCGGGCCAGCUAGUCCUCCGCCAACGGGAGGUUGAGACUAUCGAGCGGCCUCGUGCGCCGAGGUCGCCCAGCCCGACCCGCGUCACCCAGCGUAUCAUCCAGCGGACCAGGAGCAUCAGCCCGCCGAGGAGGGAUGAAGAGGAGAUUUCUUUCCGUCGUGUUGUCCGUGAGCCCAGCCGCGGCCCCGUCGAACGGGUCCGCUACCACCGCCCGCGCUCGCCCUCGCCUGAAUCCGAGGUUCGGGAGCGCAUCCGGGUGACCCAGCGUGAGCCGAGCCCUGCUCCUGCUCCGCGCCCGCCAACUCCCAAGGUCAUCAAGGGCCCAACGAUCGAGAGAGAAGUCAUUACUCAUUACCGCGAUAUUGACCACGGCGUCGUGCAAGCCCGCCCUCCAUCCCCUCCUCCCACCCGUCAUCGCGACUCAGAGACGGAGAUCGACGUGUACACCCGGCGUGGCGAGACGGAGGUUGACAUCAUCCGGCGUAAUGCUGCCCGCGGUCGCUCCGUUUCCCGCGAGAGGCCUUCGCGUCGCCCGCCUACCUGGGAAGAUGACUUGCGCCUCCAGGCCGAUAGCAAGCACCUACAUGUAGACAUCGAACGCCGAAGGAGCGUCUCAAGGGCUCGUCGCGCCCACUCCGCUGCACCCCCGGCUCGAGAAUUCGACGAGGAAGCUUACGAGAUUACCAACAAGAUCAACUCGCGUGGCAAGAUGGGCGAAGCCUGGAACGGCAUCACCAAGGAUUGGUCCAUCGUUGACGUACCGCCCGGCACCGAGCGAGUGCGCAUGGAUGGUGCCGGUGGUGCUUCCGCCGAGGUGGACUGGACAAAGUACAGCGGCGUGCGCCGUACCAAGUUCAUUCCCGAGCGCGAGGAGAGAGGGUCGGCCGUGUCGUCUACCACGAGCUUCACAGAGCUCCGCGCGCCCGAGCAUAAUCGUGAGCGCCGUCUGAGUGUGCAGAUUGUCGACAAAGACCGCGACGUUGAGAUCGAGAAGGUGACGGAUCGUCGGAUCACCCUCCGCGGCUCAUCGCCACCACGCAGGGAUCCCGAGACCUGGACCGAGAUUACCAAGGACCUGGUUAUCCGCGAAGCCAUUGAGGAGCUCGGGUACCAGUUUGAAGAGACAGAGUACUUCUUCUACAUUGUCGAAUAUCUCGCCUACAAAGACGUUCUCCGCCUUGUACAACUGUCCGACCGCAUUCGCGCGGCCCGCAAGGAACGCGCGCGUGAGAUCGCCAUCGAGCGCGAGUGGCGUGAGGAAUAUACGCACCGCAACCACCACCACCACCGCCAGAGCAAAUAUGACAUCGAAUUCGAGGAUGACCGCGUCGUGGAGCGCGAGGUUACCUUUGAGACCCGGCACCCUGGGAGGCAUCAUCGCCAUUAA